CAUGAGGCGAAUGAGAACAUGGCAUAUGAGAUGAUUCAGACCGGAGAUAGCGCAUACACAGCCCUCAAACUCGGUCCAUCCCACUCAUCCAUCAUUGCUCCUGAAAACGUGGCGUUUUUCACCAGACUCGGUUCAAUCGGACGGGGUGACUUCGGCGAGGUAUGGAAGGGUGAAUUCCGCUCGAAUCAAAGUCGAGCAGACGUUGCUAUCAGGCAGAUUCCAGAUCAAGUGACCAAAUCAACCAACGUUCUUGAAGCUGUCAAGGUACUUUCUGAGCUAGCGGAUCAGCCAAAUGUUGUCACAUGCCUGGGAUAUUGUCAAGAACAAGCCUGUUGA
Strongylocentrotus purpuratus (purple sea urchin) is the source of this 336-nucleotide messenger RNA. RefSeq names its product probable serine/threonine-protein kinase PBL21. Gene Ontology annotation, biological process: protein phosphorylation. The coding region runs from base 19 to 336 and encodes 105 amino acids. Gene Ontology annotation, molecular function: protein kinase activity; ATP binding. The transcript is spliced from 4 exons. NCBI's taxonomy places the organism in Eukaryota, Metazoa, Echinodermata, Echinoidea, Camarodonta, Strongylocentrotidae. The record is from RefSeq and is a predicted model, not a curated record.